AUUUUAUUUUAUUUAUUGUCGCUUACACAAAAAUGUCACUUCCGCUUAAUCGGUUCGCCAUCUUGAACAGGCUUGGCUAGUGUAUGAAACGGUCUAGACGUAUUUAAAAAAAAAAAAAAAAAAAAACUGUUCGGUCUGCUGUUUAUUUUGAUAGUAUUUUUUGUUGUUGUUGUUGUUUUUUACCUAGUUGAUGAUAAACUUAACAGAGAGAUCAGUGGCCUUCUAAAGACAAUCUCAAAUUUAGCUGAUUAUGGAAACCUAUGGAUUCCCCAAGAUAAAGUUGAAAAGAUCCACCGGCAGCAAAGCCGAAACGAAGGACAGUUGCAGCAUUUGUUUAUUUUUUCUUUAAUCGCCCGGAUUAAUUCCUUCAGGAGGAAACGAAAAGUUCCAAGCAGCACGGGCAAAAAACAAGGAGAAAUGUUUCAGCUUCCGGUAAACAACCUUACACGACUGAGAAAAGCUAGGAAAAGGGUCAAGAGGCUGUUAAGUGAUAUUGGCUUGGACUACUGCAAGGAACACGUAGAGGAUUACAAAGAGUUUGGUCCUGAUGAGUUCUAUUUGAAACAUUUUUACCUUGAUGUAUGCGUGUGGGAUCCAUCGUGGACGAAGUCACAGGACUACAGAACGAAGCAAUUUUGCUGCUCAGAUUGUCCCUUUGCUUCCAAAUACUUCUCAGCCUACAAGAAUCACUUUCGCAAUGUUCACAGAGAUGACUUUGAGAACCGCAUCCUGCUCAACUGCUCCUAUUGCAUGUACAGUGGGAACAAACGAACUCUGGAGACUCAUGUUAGGCUCUUCCACAUGCCUUAUAACAUUGUGCGACAGGGCAUUGCCAAUCCACUUGGAGCCAUGGUGAGUGGUAAGGAUAGUAUACGGAUGGACAAGCCUAUGCUGACUGACAGAAAGGAGCUGGCAGUGUACUACUGCAAGAAAUGCAACUAUCGGGACAGAUUAUACAAUGUAGUGCGCAGGCACAUUUAUAGGGAACACUUUCAGCAUGUGACUACAAAUUAUGUAGUCAAAAACUCAGAGAAGCAAGAAAUCACUGAGGAAGCCACAAUCAGUAGUCAUGGAAUUCACUGCAAGAGCUGCCCCUUUGUCCCUCGUUCUUAUGAAGCACUGGUUCAACAUGUUAUAGAGUUCCAUGAACGUAUUGGCUAUCAAGUAACUGCCAUGAUUGGCCACACCAAUGUUAUAGUGGCUCGUUCUCAAGCCAGCAUAAUUCAGAGGGGUGCUCCAGUCACACCUGGCAUACCUCCUCACAUGGUGCAGCCUGUUAAUUGCAUUAACAUGCCCAAAGUAAUGAGGGUGCCUGUAGGUAAUCAUUUCAAGCAGGGUGUCACAGGAAGCCCUUGCCAACCACUGUGCAUUACACUACCUGACAAAGUUCUGUUGUCCAGCACAGCUUCCCAGUCAUAUACAGGAAAAAACCUAGGUACCUUUGUGGUCACAUCGUCACAUGGUAAUGCCUCUAUCUCCUCCUCAAUGAAGUCCCUACCCCUUUCGUCAGUGCAUGCUGCUACUGGCACUUUGACCUCAUUACAGGCUAAGAAGGGUUCAGCUAAUGCACUGAACACCUCACAAACACAGAAGUGGAAGAUUUGCCCAAUCUGCAAUGAACUCUUCCCUGAGAGUGCAUACGCCAUUCACAUUGAAAAAGAACAUCAGGCCGAAAGGGUGCAGGCUAUGGCUAAAUACAUUAUGAAGAUCCACAAUUUCACAAGCAAGUGUCUGUAUUGUAACCGCUACCUGACAAGUGACACACUGCUAGACCACAUGCUAAUACAUGGACUGACAUGCCCACAGUGUCAUUCCACAUUUUAUGAGGUUGAGAAGAUGGUAGUGCACAAGAGGCAGAUACAUUCAAAUGAACCAGGGGAUCUUCCUAUUGACUCUCCAUUGACAUUUGACCUGACGAUUCAACAAGGCAGUCCAAAGAAUGUGCAGCUUAUAGUGACCACAUAUAACAUGAAGGAAGUACCCAAUUCAUCAUCCACAACUGUGCAACCACCAAACAGUGCUGGAUUCAGGUCUACAAUAAUUGCAGCAAAGGGGCCAAAAAGAUCCAGUGAAUCACUGAUGAGGAAUUCGUCCCAAAAUGUAGUACCCCAGAACACAGAAAUGGGCAAGAUACUGUGUCCACUCUGCUUCACCAUUGUAAAGGGUCCCAUUUCUGAUGCACUCGCUCAGCAUCUCCAAGACCAGCACCAGGUGCUUCAGACUCUCCAUCCAGUUGAGAAUAAGCUCACUUACAAGUGUAUCCAUUGCUUGGGUGUGUACACAAGUAACAUGACAGUUUCCACAAUCACGCUUCAUCUUGUACACUGCCGAGGGGUUGGACAAACUCUGAAGGUUCACAACAAGAGCUGUAUUUCAGCUCUUAAGCGAGAACUGAUCACCUCAGAUACAUCUGACCCUAAGAAGAAAAAAAUGGUCACUCAAAGCAGGUACUAUCCCACAAUAUUUGUAGAAAAACCUGCAGAGCCUGUUCUCAUCUUGGACCCCAGAGGUCAUGCAGACGAGUCUUAUGAUGCACGCAAGGCUUUCCUGACUGCCUAUUUCAACCAGCAGCCAUAUCCAUCCCAACGAGAGACUGAAAAACUUGCCGCAAGCCUGUGGCUGUGGAAGUCUGAUGUUUUAAGUCACUUUGCCAAUCGAAGGCGUUCAUGUGAACAGGACUUUGUGACUCGUAAACCAUUAGUCUUACUAGGCUUUAACAUGCAAGCAGUGAACCAACUCAAGCAUGAAAUGAACUUUGAUCGUGAGUGGUUGUUCGCAGUUAAUGAUGAGAAGAAAAGUGGAAUUUCAAGAACUGCAAAAAAGAGACUGAAGGCUUUUUUUUAUUUCCCUAGUGACAAGAGCCCCAGCACACGUGUGAAAGAGGCUCUAAAACCUGGACAAUGUACUCAAAGCAACUGUGCCUUCAAGCCAAGCCCUGGAUCUUCAGAACCCUUUGCCAUUGACUUUCAUAAAGAAUCAGAGCAAGAGGAGAUGUCCAUGGAUAAUAGGACGUUGAAAACUACACCUACAUUUCCUUCAGUGGUUCAGACUUGGACAAAAGAGACAGUGCUGCGGGAGAAAUUCCUGUAUAAGAAAGGUGGCAGGGUGGCAAAUACAGAUUUUACCAAGGGAGGGUCAAAGAGUCUAGAUGGAUGUGUGUCUGAUUCCAGAACUGAAGAAGCACCAUGGUCAGGAGGCAUGUCCCCAAAAGAGAGCCUUUAUAGACCAGCUGGACGAUUUGAAGAGAAGGGGAAAGAAAUGAGUUUGCUGAGCAGAUGAUCAAAGUUUUGGUCCAAGUCUCCCACCUCCCAAGGCAAACUUCUUUCAGUCUUGUAUUAGCCCCUGAACCUUAAAUUGUGACAAAUAAAACCGAAAUGAUUUUAUGAAACAAUGGUACAAGCUUACUGAAAUAACACAUUUUACUUUCAGCAUUCCUGUUGUGAACAAGCAGGAGAAAAAUAACAUACUGAAUCAUAUUACAUCACCCAUAUUGCCCCUUAUGAUUUUUACUUCCUUGUGUAUUUACUCACAUAGUUGAUUGAAUUAUUAUAAAGUGUAGAAAGUCUGUUUCUCUCUGAUAAUAAAAUUAACAUUGUCAUUUACUAUAGUGCUUGGAUAUGAUAUUUUCAUUGUCCUAAACAAAGGUCAGUGGAUUUAAUUUUAAUACUUGUGAACUCCGUUUCCAUUGACCAAAUACUCAAUAUUUCAGUAGAUCCUGUAGCUUUAACAAUUUCUUGCAUUAUUAAAUCAUGCCAUAUAUUUAAGUUUUGAUAAUAUUGUAAGCAGAGCCAAUGUGGGUUUUUUUCUGGAUCUGAAUAAACUUUGUUUCAUGAGUGUUAA
This is a messenger RNA of Pangasianodon hypophthalmus (striped catfish), 3840 nucleotides long. RefSeq names its product activity-dependent neuroprotector homeobox a (gene adnpa). Gene Ontology annotation, biological process: regulation of gene expression. Lineage: Eukaryota; Metazoa; Chordata; Actinopteri; Siluriformes; Pangasiidae. Bases 418 to 3279 code for a protein of 953 amino acids. Gene Ontology annotation, molecular function: DNA binding. The transcript has 4 exons. The record is from RefSeq and is a predicted model, not a curated record. Gene Ontology annotation, cellular component: nucleus.